AAAAAAAGAACAAUGGUCCAAGCCAAAGCGUGGUUACUGACCAAGCACUUUGACGGCUUUCCCACUGAGAGCAACUUUGAACUGAAGCUCGAGCAACUACCAGAGCCUAAGGAUGGAGAGGUACUGCUGGAGGCUGUCUUCCUGAGUGUAGAUCCAUACAUGAGACCGUUUAGUAGAGUCCGCAUGAACGAAGGCGAGGUCAUGAUUGGAACUCAAGUGGCCAAGGUGAUCCAGAGCAAGAAUGCAGAGUUUGCGGUGGGCAGCCAUGUGGUGGGACGCUGCGGCUGGAGGACCCACACCGUCUGCGACACAACCGGCCUGACUCCCGUCAUGGCGGACUGGCCUGAAGACGUCUCUUUGUCUCUGGCCUUGGGUGCCAUCGGCAUGCCGGGGCUGACGGCCCUGUACGGCCUGGAGGAGGUCCUGGGGCUCCAGGCCGGGGAGACCCUGCUGGUCAACGCGGCGGCCGGGGCGGUGGGCUCCGUGGUGGGGCAGAUCGCCAAGAUCAAGGGCUGCCGCGUGGUGGGCUCGGCCGGCUCUGACGCCAAGGUGGCCUUCCUCAAGGAGCUGGGCUUCGACCGGACCAUCAACUACAAGACCGUGGGCUCUCUGGACCAGGCUCUGAGGGAGGCGGCGCCGGAAGGAUACGACUGCUACUUUGAGAACGUUGGAGGGCAGUUCUCCAGUGUUGCUAUACAUCAGAUGAAUAACUAUGGAAGAAUAGCUGUGUGUGGAUGCAUCUCAUUGUACAAUGACACCACACCACAGACAGGCCCGUACCCACAUCUGACAAUGAUCUUUAAGCAGCUCAAGAUGGAGGGGUUCAUGCAGUCCAGAUGGGAACACAAACAUCCAGAAUCUCUCAAGAGACUGAUGGCAUGGAUGAAGGAGGGAAAAUUGCAAUGCCGAGAGCACAUCACGGAAGGCUUUGACAACAUGCCUGCUGCCUUCAUGGGCCUGCUACAGGGGGAGAACACUGGCAAAGCCAUCAUCAAAGUCUGACACGGAGGAGAUGGGUGGAAGAGGUGUAUUUUGGUCCAAGAUGAUCAUUAUCAAGCCCAUUAGCUCAAACCUAAUGAUCUGUUUAAUAGAAUCAUUAACAGGCGAUAGUGUCCGACAGAAUAACAUUAAAGAAUGAAGGAACGAAUAGCUUGGGCGCAGUUAAUACGUGUGUGUGUGUGAGUGUGUGUGUGUGUGUUUCCUCACAUGGAAUGUUAACGCAUGUAAUACGCACUGUAGCUGGCAGGACUUUGAAUUGUGUUUACAGUAUAGUGGGCCAGACUGGGAUGCUCCUGUCUUCAGUAAUCUCUUGAAACCAACAGCCGUUCUCUCUUAAUAGACACAACACACCAUAUGUGUGCGAAUGCAGAGAGGAAGUUAGAGAGGCGAGAGAAAUGGAGAGACAUGUUUCUGUCUCAACUUUGUCAACUCAAUUAAACAUUUUAGACUGUUUAUAACUAACCCAUAACAAAAACAUUCGUCUCAUGUCCUUAGGUUCAGUUUGCCACUGUUUGACACUUGGGCACAAAUAAACUGCAAUCCUGAAGAUUA
This is a messenger RNA of Gadus macrocephalus (Pacific cod), 1551 nucleotides long. Its product is annotated as prostaglandin reductase 1-like. NCBI's taxonomy places the organism in Eukaryota, Metazoa, Chordata, Actinopteri, Gadiformes, Gadidae. The transcript has 8 exons. Bases 13 to 1002 code for a protein of 329 amino acids. Gene Ontology annotation, biological process: prostaglandin metabolic process. Gene Ontology annotation, cellular component: cytoplasm. The record is from RefSeq and is a predicted model, not a curated record. Gene Ontology annotation, molecular function: 2-alkenal reductase [NAD(P)H] activity; 15-oxoprostaglandin 13-reductase [NAD(P)+] activity.